GGCGGGAAGCGGAAGCUGCGCGGGGCGCUGGGUCCUCGGCCAUGGCUCACAGGCCGAAAAGAACGUUCCGGCCGCGCCGAGCAGACUCAAGUGACAGCGACGGCGCCCAGGAGACAUUUGCUGAACCCGGGGAGACUGGGGAGCAGGCGGCCCGGGGCCCUGCGGUGAAAGGGCCGCCGUCUGGAAGAGGCCACGCGGAGGUGGCUGAACUGCUCCGCCGGGGCCGGGGCCGUCGCCGCGGCCGGGCCUGGGCUAGUUCCCGGCGCGCCGCGACAGCGGCUCCGCGCCUGGACGGAUCCUCGGACGUCCCAGAAUCCAGAAUGGUUGAUCUUUCAGCCGACGAAGAGGAUGGAGCACACCAUUCUUCAGAAAGUAAAGAUGAUCAGAGUUCAUCUCCCAACGGCUCUAGGACUCUGGAGGACGAGUUUUCAUCAGUAGUAGAUAUCCCUGAUGCAGCUUUUAUUCAAGCAACCUAUGGAAAAUGCAAAUUGGCCAGGGCCCAAGAGGACUAUAUUUCUUUGGAUGUAAAACAUGCCUUCACCAACUCUGGUAUGAAGAAAAACAGUGAAGAUUCUGAAAGUGAGCCUGAUGAUUUUAAAGAUGUAAUGCCAUUUACCCCAAAGCCUCAAACACUUAGACAAAGAAUGGCUGAAGAAACAAAAACUAGAAAUGAAGAAACAAGUGAUGAUAGUCAAGAUGAGAAAAAUCAAGAUAUUUGGGAGCAGCAGCAGAUGAGGAAAGCUGUUAAAAUCACAAAGGGACAAGACAUAGAUCUUUCUUAUGGCCAUGAAUCUCAAACAGUGAAGAAGUUUGAUGCUUCCAUUUCAUUUCCACCAGUAAGUUUAGAAAUUAUAAAGAAGCAACUAAAUACUAGAUUAACAUUACUACAGGAUACUCACCGCUCACAUCUAAGAGAAUAUGAAAAAUACAUACAAGAUAUCAAGAGCUCAAAGAGUACCAUCCAGAACCUAGAGAAUUCAUCAAAUCAAGCUCUAAGUUUUAAAUUCUAUAAAAGCAUGAAAGUUUAUGUGGAAAAUUUAAUUGACUGUCUUAAUGAAAAGAUUAUCAACAUCCAAGAAAUAGAAUCAGCAAUGCAUGCACUCCUUUUAAAACAAGCCAUGAUCUUUAUGAAACGCAGGCAAGAUGAAUUAAAACAUGAAUCAGCAUAUUUACAACAGUUAUCAUGCACACCUGAGACGUCAGUAAAUAAUAGCUUGGCUACAGAUGAAAAAACUCCGUGGAUUUUAGAAGAGGUUGAAUCUCGAAGGGCACAAAGAAGACAAGCAAGGGUUCUUUCUGGGAAUUGUACUCAUGAAGAAGGAACAUCUAGUGAUGAUGAACUGUCUUCAGCAGACAUGAUUGACUUCCAAAAAAGCCAAGGUGACAUUUUACAGGAUCAUAAGAAGAUUUUUGAAGAUGUACACAGUGAUUUUUGUAAUAUCCAGAAUAUUUUAUUGAAAUUUCAACAAUGGCGAGAAAAGUUUCCUGAUUCUUACUAUGAAGCUUUCAUUAGUUUAUGCAUUCCGAAGCUUUUAAAUCCCCUAAUACGAUUUCAGUUGAUUGACUGGAACCCUCUUAAGUUUGAUUCCAUAGGUUUAAAACAGAUGCCAUGGUUCACAUCUGUAAAAGAAUUUAUAGAUUGCAGUAUGGAAGAUUCAAAGAAGGAAGAUAGUUCUGAUAAGAAAAUCUUGUCUACUGUCAUCAACAAAACAGUUAUUCCUCGACUUACAGGCUUUGUAGAAUUCAUUUGGGAUCCCUUGUCAACCACACAGACAACAAGUUUAAUAACACAGUGCAGAAUGAUUCUUGAAGAACAUUCCACUUGUGAAAAUGAAGUUAAUAAAGGCAAACAGGAUUUACUUAAAUCCAUUGUUUCAAGAAUGAAGAAGGCAAUAGAAGAUGAUGUUUUUAUUCCUCUGUAUCCAAAGAGUGCUGUAGAAAACAGAACAUCACCACAUUCAAAGUUUCAAGAAAGACAGUUCUGGUCAGGUCUAAAGCUCUUUGGCAAUAUUCUUCUUUGGAAUGAACUCCUCCCAGAAGACAUCUUGCAAGAGCUAGGACUAGGGAAGCUGCUGAAUCGUUACCUUAUUAUAGCUCUUCUCAAUGCCAUACCUGGCCCAGAUGUUGUUAAAAAGUGCAGCCAGAUAGCAGCAUAUUUACCAGAAAAGUGGUUCCAAAACUCUGCCAUGAGAACGUCCAUUCCCCAGCUAGAAAAUUUCAUCCAGUUUUUACUGCAGUCUGCAUGUAAAUUAUCUAGAAAUGAAAUCAGGGAUGAAGUCAAAGAAAUAAUUCUUAUCCUGGUGAAAAUAAAAGCUUUGAAUCAAGCAGAAUCCUUCAUAGAAGAAUAUCACCUAGACCAUCUUAGAUCAGUAAUUAAAGAAUUUGAGUAAACUUUAUAGAAAAGUACUAAAAUGAGAUUUUAAUAUAGUCACACUUGGCUAUUUUGCUUGUAGAAAAAGAAAAAAAGGUGUUGCCUUUUCUUUACUCCCAGUAAUGGAGGAGAGAAUUCCUAAACCAAAAGAAUAGCACUCUGUCCCUCCAUUCCCUCCAUAUUCUGCCUUCUGGUAUCAUGAAAGACUGACCCUCCCCUUUUUGAGUGUUUGCAGGAAUUAAACACACAGGAACAGUAGGAGUUUAAUGUAUUUCCAUUUGAUUCUUCUGAUGACUUUUCCAGUUUAAGAAAGGACUUGAAGCUUAUUGUAGCUGCUUUGGCUUUGGUGAGUCUUCUGUCCUGAACCAUAAAAACAUCUUUUAGUUCUCUUCAUUUUAGCAAUCUCUGUUUUUAACCCAUUUGUAUGAGUUAAAAUGAAAAUCUUAAUUGGAAUGAAUUACUUAUUAAGAAUUCUGAUUAAGGCAUUUUAAAGCUACUAAUGCUUGUCAGAUUGUGCUUCAGAAUCUAUACCAGUAUAUUGUUCUAACACAAGUCUGAGAACAGCCAAUGAAUCUCUGCCAGCAGUAUUUUUUUUAACUCGUUUAUACUUAAUAGGUAAAAAAAAAUCUUAUUUUAAUUAUUUAUAUUGACUUAUUAGAGAGUGCCUACUUGUUUUCUUGGUCAUUUGUAAUUCUUUUGAAGUAUCUAUUUUUUCCUUAUGGAUUUGUAAGAUAUUAUAUUUUAAAGAUACUGAUGGUUUGGCAGUCCAGUGGUUAGGACUCUGCACUUUCACUGCAGAGGGCAUGGGUUUGACCCCUGGUCAGGGAAUUAAGAUCCCACAAGCCACGUGGUAUGGUAAAAAAUGAGAACAAAACAAAAAGAUGACUGAUGUUGUGCCCAUGCUGUGUUACAGUUUUCCUCACUUGCCAUUUUCUUUAAAUUUGUGUAUGAGUUUUGGUGUACUAAGUUAUUGCUUGUUCGGUAGUUACUACUAUUUUUUGUUAUGCUUUUUUUGUGUGUGUCAUUGGUAGUAGGCUUAGAGAAGAAACAAGUAUUUUAAAUAUUCGGAACAUAUGAUUCAUUUUUUAAAAAUGUGUGUGAUUAAGAAUGUGAGGCAAGGUCAUUGAAUCAAAAAGAAAUUGAGAACAUUUUUCACAGUGAGUUUACUGAUAAUUUUUCUUAAAUCUAUUUGUUUAAAUAACUUUCAGGAAGUCUUAAAUGUAUCCUGCAAAUUGUUGCCCAAAAGAUAAAUCAGGAAAAAGUUGGUUAUAUGUCCGGUUUAAUAGUUUGAAUAAAGAACCAGCCUUUGAACUCUAUAUGUAGGGUUUGAGUGUGUGGCUUCUAACGUCAUCAACACUAGUUUUGAAGCUGCAUGUAAUAAAUUUUCGCAGAGUGGUAUGUGAUUUCUACUAUAGUGAAGAUUCAUGAUUCACUGGUAUGAACAGUUUCUUAAAGUUUAUUUUAGUUACACAAAUUAUACAGAACAGAAUCUCAUCUAGAAAAUUCAAGCCAUUGCUAAAAAAAGUCAAGUUUUCUUACACAAUUAUUAUUCCCAGAGGCAACUGCUGUUUUCACUUUGUUAUCCUUUCAGAACUUUUCUCUACUUAAAAAGUAUGUACACAUAUGUCUAUACACAGCUUUUUUUUAUAUAAGUGGCAAAUAUUUUAUUGUGUAUUAAAUUUGUACUUUUUUAUUGUUAAAAGUGUACACCACCUGAAAUUUCCCUAUGAUUUUUGCCUUUGUAAUUAAAGGUGUGUUAGAUGAUUCCUUACAUUUUUAACUUGGGUAGAGAAUUUCUCUUGCUUUUUGUAGAAUUGAAAAUAUUAAAACUACUUUUAAAACUGCAAAUUGAUUUAAACUCCCAGUAGUUUUGAAAUUUUAUUAUGCUUGGGUUUUGAAUCUCAGGAUUUUUAUCCAUCAUAUACAGUAACUAAGGAUAUUCAAAAACAUUUGUGGAGAUUGCCUAAUCCUCAGUGCAGAGUUCUUUUUUUUUUUUCUUGUUACUGUGAAAUGGAUGAAGAAAUGGAAUGGAAUGAAGAAGAGAAAUGCCAGCUAACAAAAACAAACCUUUGAGUUAACAACUUAACUCACAUCUCAGUUCUUUCUCUGGAUUUUUUCAGGUUUUUGUUCACUUAAAGAAUAUAAAAUUUUUACAGAAUCAGAUAAAUUACCUUUUUGUUUUUACUUUUUUAUAUGGCUUUUAGGAGCUUUCCAAUGGCCAUGAAAAUAUACCUCAGAACAGUUGGGUUAUUUUAUGUAGAUAACUUAUAAGAAAUACCAUAUGUGAUAUGAAAUCUGAAAAAGAUAUUGCAAGAAAAUAGACCAAUAUUACUCAUGAAUAUAGAAAUAAAAGUCCUUCAAAUACUAGCAAACCGAACCCAGCAAUGUAUAAAAAGGAAAAUAAUAAUACAUCAUGACCAAAUAGGUUUUAUUCCAGGAAGAGAAGGUCAGCUUAACAUUAGAAAUUUAAUCAGUAUAAUUCACCUAUGAACAGAAUAAAAGAGGAAAACCAUACGAUCAUCCAAUGAUUACAGAAAAGCACUGGACAAAAUUCAACACCCUCUCCCAGUACAAAAACAGGAAUAUAAAUUAUUUAAUAAAGAGCAUCUGUAAAAGAACAUCCAUAUUUAGCAUCAUACUUAAUGGUAAAGUAUUAAUGCAAGGAUGUCUGCUCUCACCUUUUCUGUUCAGCAUUGUUCUGUAGGUCCUAACCAUGCAGUCAGUCA
Cervus elaphus (red deer) is the source of this 5097-nucleotide messenger RNA. RefSeq names its product GC-rich sequence DNA-binding factor 2 (gene GCFC2). Gene Ontology annotation, biological process: mRNA splicing, via spliceosome. The record is from RefSeq and is a predicted model, not a curated record. Gene Ontology annotation, cellular component: nucleus. The coding region runs from base 42 to 2390 and encodes 782 amino acids. Lineage: Eukaryota; Metazoa; Chordata; Mammalia; Artiodactyla; Cervidae. Gene Ontology annotation, molecular function: DNA binding. The transcript is spliced from 17 exons.